This is a messenger RNA of Yamadazyma jaroonii, 3084 nucleotides long. Lineage: Eukaryota; Fungi; Ascomycota; Pichiomycetes; Serinales; Debaryomycetaceae. The record is from the annotation of a GenBank genome assembly.
AUGGCCAAAGAUGUUGAUACUGAGGUAAACGAUGAGUUGAUCAAUGAUAUCUUCAACGCCAAAUCCACAGUUCAUGCUGAAGAUGCUGUGGAUUAUGAAGAUGAAGAUGAAUUGGCAGAAGAAGAACUUGAUAACUUUGAUUUACCCCCAGCCAUCAAAGCUGAUGAUGAAGAACUUGAAUUGCAACAACAAGCUGAUGAUGAUUUCGAUAACAUUUUUGGCGAUGAUGACGACUUGGAGGGUAAUUUAGGUGAUAAUCCUUUGAUGGGGGGAGAAUUGGAAGGGAUUAAUGAUAUGGAUGAUAUGAAUAUUGAUGAGAUGUAUGGGGAUAAAGAACUGGAAGAAGAACUUUCAAAGAAACGGAAGUUACAAGAAGAACAAAAAGCCAUUAAACGUCAAAGAUUAUUGGCCAAGAUCCAAAUUUUGGAAUCAAGACAAGUUAAACGUAAUUUGAAGUAUCAUUAUCCUGAUUUCAGUCAUACUAAACCUUUCAAUAAUCAUAAAUUAUUCUUACCACCACCUAAAUAUUAUAAGUAUCAAGUCCCACCCAUUGCAUAUAAACCCAAACCUUUGGUACCGAAGAUUUCUCUAGAGGUGGAUAUAGACCAAAGGAAAGUAUUCAAAACAGGUAAGAAACCAAGUAAUUAUAAUGGAUAUUUAUCAGACAAGAAUAUCACUUAUGUCACUGAAGAAGAUUUGAAAGUCAUAGAAACAAUUGAAAAGAACGGUUCUUUAAAUAUCAAGCAAAGAAAACUUUUACCUUACCUCAAUACUUAUGGAAAUGAUGAUAAGUUCAAUGAUUUCAGUAAAGAUUUAAUACUUGCCCUGGCUGAUUGGGAUGAUGAUAAGAUUAUCAAUGCCGAACCAGUGAAAAACAUUACUAUGGAAGAAUUAGAAGAUGAUAACUCCUAUGAAGAUGAUGAAGAUAUUCUCAAUGGAACUUUGAAAUUCGAUAAGAUCAAAUUGGAUAUGAAUGAUCCUAACCUUUUAUUUGAAUCUACCAAACUUAAACCCAAGACCACUGUUAACAGUUUAGUGCCUUUGAAUGAGAAAUUAUUGACUUCAAGAUUCAACCUUUCUAAUGAUAAACAAUAUGAAAUCUUCCAAUCAAAUUAUAAUGUUAAAGUGAGAUCACAAAUCAGUAACUUGAAUAUUGAACAUUCUGUACCUGCGUUGAGAUUACAAAGUCCAUUUUAUAAAGUCAAAUUAACUAAACAAGAAUGUAGAGGUUUCCAUAGAUCCAAAUUUAAUCCUAAGGUGGGUUUAACCAUCAAUUUUUCUAAAAUCAAACCCAGAAAACGUAAAAAGGAUAAAGGGAAGACAUCAAAGGAAAUAUUUGCUAGAACUAGUGACUUAACUAUUGGAGAUAAUUCCGUUUUCAUAGGGUUUGAAUAUGCUGAAGAGUAUCCUAUGAUCUUAUCAAAUUAUGGUAUGGGAUCUAAAUUGAUCAAUUAUUAUAGAAGAACACGUCCUGAUGAUAAUUCCAGACCUAAGAAUAAUAUCGGAGAAACUCACGUGUUGGGAGUUGAAGAUAGAUCACCAUUUUGGAAUUAUGGACAUGUUGAUAAAGGAGAUUUAGUCCCUACUUUAUAUAACAAUAUGAUCAGAGCACCUAUUUUCAAGCAAGAAAUCAAACUGACAGACUUUGUAUUGAUUCGUUCUCAAGGUGGUGGUGGUGGUAACACUAUGAAUGGAAUCAAUCAUUCAUCAUCUCAUCCCAAAUAUUUCCUCAAAAAAAUGGACCAUUUAUUCAAUGUGGGUCAUAUAUUCCCAAGUGUUGAAGUACCAGCACCUCAAAGUAGAAAAGUCACCAAUACUUCGAAAAAUCGUUUGAAAAUGAUUGUUUAUCGUACUAUGAACAAAAACGGUAAACCUAGAAUAUCGGUCAAAGAUAUUUCUCAUCAUUUCCCUGAUCAAAAUGAUAUGCAAAAUCGUCAAAGAUUGAAAGAAUUUAUGGAAUAUCAAAGAUCUGGUGAAGAUCAAGGGUAUUGGAAGAUUAAAGCUGGGGAAGUUGUCCCCGAUGAAGAGUCAAUAAGAUCAAUGAUAACUCCUGAAGAUGUUACAUUAUUAGAUGCCAUGCAAUCAUCCCAACAACUUGUUAAUGAUUUGACCAUCCUUUUGAAUGAGGAACAGGAAAAGAAGAAAGCUAAGAUCCAAGAACUUGACAAAGAUAAAGACGGGGAAGAAGAUUCUAAAGAACGUAGAAAGAGGGAGAAAUUAUUGGAAAUGGAAGAAGGUAUUGAUGAUCAAUUAACUAGUUGGAAUUUAUCACGUAAUUUUGUUUUAUCCAAUCAAACCAAAUCUAUGUUACAAUUGAUUGGUGAAGGUGAUCCUUCAGGUAUAGGUAUAGGGUUCUCAUUCUUAAAGACAUCUUCUAAAACGGCUUUUACUCCAUUAUUUCCUCCACCUAAGGAAAAUGUUCCUAAAUCCAGUCAAGCAGCUUACCAACAAAGAUUAUAUGAUAAUGAAGUGAGUAGAAUUUGGUAUGCUCAAAGAAAAUCUCUUCAUAAUGCAAAGAACUUGCCACAAAUUUAUCAUAAGUAUAAACCAGUUAAUCAUAAUGCUUAUUUGAGUAAGAAAUAUGAAGAAGCUAAUAGUGAUUUGACAAAGAACAAUAAGUUCUUAAGAAUAUCCAGAAGAUUUAAAGAUCAUAAUGGGAUUGUUCAAAGAAAAGUUGAAAUCAUCAAAGAUCCAAGAAUUAUCAAAAGUUACCUCAAAAGGAAGAAGGAAAUUGAAGAUAACUUAAUCAAAUCAGCCAAUUUAGAAGAUAUUGUCCCAACUGACGAUGCUGAAUUGAAUGAAUUAAGAAGAAAGGCUUUACAAAAGAGAUUAGCUAAUGCCGAAAAGCAAAUCAAACAGCAUAAACCUAAGAAAUCUUUAAGUUCAACCAAUUUGAAUGGAUCUGGAGUUACUUUACCUGAUGGAUCUGUGGGUGUUCAAGGUAAAGGAAUCGGAAAGGGGAAAUCAACUGCCAGAAAAUGUACAAAUUGUGGAGCUGUGGGUCAUAUUAAGACCAACAAGGCAUGUCCAUUGUUUAGUCAAACCCAAGGAGGUACCAUUGAUAUUAAACAGGUCGAGGCUUAG